Messenger RNA from Chaetomium globosum CBS 148.51, 1272 nucleotides. RefSeq lists its product as uncharacterized. Bases 1 to 1272 code for a protein of 423 amino acids. The transcript has 2 exons. The record is from RefSeq and is a predicted model, not a curated record. NCBI's taxonomy places the organism in Eukaryota, Fungi, Ascomycota, Sordariomycetes, Sordariales, Chaetomiaceae.
AUGCUUGAUGAAUGGCGUGGGACAGCCGCCUACUUGUCCUCCAACAUCAAGCCCGGCGCUCUUCAGCUCUUAUUGGUCUGCGAUUUUGGCCAGAAAGAAGUCGAGGCAGCAGAACAGGCUGUUGCACCACUUCCUUCUCCUCCCAGAGCUCAAAGGACUGCCAUGUUCGACUUCUGCAGUAGCCCCGAAUACCCAGGCUGCGCCAACUCGCCCGGAGUGCAGCACUACAAGCCAGCCUCUCCGUGGAAGGAGGUUCAUGUGGAACAGGCUGGAACUAGUGGCUAUCAAUAUCUCUGUUCAGGAUGCUCCGCAUGGGAAGGCUUGUCUUGUCCCCCUUCUCAUCACCAUGGAUGCCAGUAUGGGGGUUGCCACCGUCAAGCAAAUAUCCAAAACGGUCUUGUGCGGUACCAUCACCCAUCCAUCGGGUGUUUCUGCCGCGUCCGGCAUGCUGCCUUUUCAUCCACCUGCAAAUGCUGGGCUCCGCCUACGCCUCUGUUUCUGAUCUGUCGCCAUCUUUGUGAGGAUGCAAGAUACGUUUUCUUUUCCGCGAAUCGAUUCGUCGUCAGUGAUUCUCUGGCAUCCGGCAACCCCUGGAUAGCUUUCGACGUUUUGCGCACCCUCAAUUUUGAAUCGCCAGAGCAGCAGGGCAACUACUGGGAGACAGAGGAGUACCGACAGGCGCAACCCCCGCGAGCGUACCCAGCCCACCGUUUUGCAGCGAGUCAGUUCUUGAGGGAGGUGGUCCCCGCCGACUGUUUGGGCUAUCUGCGCUUCCUCGAACUGGUCUUUCCUCCCUACAAUCACGAGUGCUGGCCACAUGAUGGCCACCCCGCUCUGCAGGACUGGAUUGAUACCCUCGAUUGGGUUGAGGACAAGAUCAACACUCCCGCCAUCACACUGCGCCUCACCAUGGCCGGUUUGAGGGGGUGGUCUCCUGCAUAUCCUGACGGCCGUGAAGAACUAACCCAGGCCCAAGGAGACGCAGUGCUGGCCGGAUACGACCGCAUCCUGAGGCCCCUAGCUCGUCUCGGCAAGCACGGCCUCACUCGGUUCUACGCGGAUUUUGCAUGGCCUUGGAAAUGGACCAACUGGGUGGGAGAGAGGCUUUUGCGUGACUACGCAGCCAACCGGUCCUGGUUAAGGGAACAGGAAAAGUCGUUGAACGAGCGCGCCGAGCGCCUCAUAUUGGGGGACCAGCAUGACCGGCUCCGUUCUCACGAGGGCGAACCAGAAGAGAGUCCUUGGAAGAUACACUGCGAGCCACUCUAUUAG